AUGUGGGGUGACAAUGCUGGAGCACCCUUAAAUUCAGCUCAUUUUGGAUAUGGAGUUGGUGCUGUUUUUGUUAAUUUACUUAUCGGACGAUUAAUUUUUGCAAUUGUAUCUCUAUUUCUAUCAGUAAAUAUAUGUCUUAGUAUUAUUUGGUUUAGAGCUUUUUGUCUUGCUAUUGCUUGGCUUAAUUAUGUUUGGAUUAUUGAUUUAACAAGUACAAGUUUAUUUAUUCUUGGCGCAGUAACUGAUUUGAUAUUUUCACCAAUAUUUCCAUUAUCAUUUGGUUUUUUUAAUCAAAGAUUAAAUGUUAUACCAAUGCUUCUUGAUUUAUUAUUAUGUGGAACAGCACUUGGAGCAAUUACAUUUAACAAAAUAGCUGGUGUAAUCAUAGAUCGUAAUCCAAAUCAUUUUCCAACAAUUUUAGCUGUUUGUAUAUUAAUGGCAAUUAUUCUCUAUAUUGCUUCACAUAUUGUUUACUUUUUUCAUCAACGAAAAAAUUUAUUAAAUGUUCGAUCUUCAGUAAUCAAUGGUUCAGCUCUUUCUUCUGAAUAUUGUAAUGAAGAACAACAAAUUACUAAUUAUUUAAGAGAUCAAGAAGAUAAAUAA
This is a messenger RNA of Rotaria sordida, 603 nucleotides long. The record is from the annotation of a GenBank genome assembly. NCBI's taxonomy places the organism in Eukaryota, Metazoa, Rotifera, Eurotatoria, Philodinida, Philodinidae.